Haemorhous mexicanus (house finch) is the source of this 2422-nucleotide messenger RNA. It is a transcript of the gene PLXDC1, whose product is annotated as plexin domain containing 1. NCBI's taxonomy places the organism in Eukaryota, Metazoa, Chordata, Aves, Passeriformes, Fringillidae. The coding region runs from base 98 to 1510 and encodes 470 amino acids. The transcript has 14 exons. The record is from RefSeq and is a predicted model, not a curated record.
GCCCCGCCCGGCUCCGGCUCCGGCUCCGGCUCCGCUCGGUGCGCGGCUCCCGGGGGUCCCGGCCCAUGGCGGGGCGCUGAGCCCCCCGACCCCCACCAUGCUCUGGGGGGGCUUCCUCCUGCUCUGCCUGCUCCGCGGGGCGCUGGGCGCAGGACGCCCCCCCGGCAGCGAGGCGCGGAGAGCUCGGGACGCGGCCGAGGGGACCCGCAUCAGCCAGGACCUGGGGGGUGGCAGCCUGGCCAUCGACACCCUGCCGGCCAACGAGACCCGCAUCGUGGAGGACAACCACAGCUACUACGUGUCGCGGGUCUACGGCCCGGGGGACGCGCGGCGCCGCGGGCUCUGGCUGGAGCUGGCCACGGCCAACGGGAGCCACGUCCGGGUGCAUGGGAUCCUCUCCAACACGCACCGGCAGGCUUCGAGGAUUGUCCUGUCCUUUGACUUCCCCUUCUACGGCCACCUCCUGCGGCAGGUCACCAUCGCCACCGGCGGUUUUAUCUUCACGGGGGACGUCAUCCACCGCAUGCUGACGGCCACCCAGUACAUCGCCCCCCUCAUGGCCAACUUCAACCCCAGCUACUCCCGAAACUCCACCGUGCGGUACCUGGACAAUGGGACGGUGUUUGUGGUGCAGUGGGACAAGGUUUAUCUGCAGGGCAAGGAGGACUUGGGCAGCUUCACCUUCCAGGCUGCCCUGCACAGCAGCGGGAGGAUCGUCUUCGGCUACAAGGAGAUCCCUGUGCCCGUCCUGCAGAUCAGUGCCAGCCAGCACCCGGUGAAGGCCGGGCUCUCCGACGCCUUCAUGGUGCUCAACCCUUCUCCCGACGUGCCUGAGUCCCGGCGCCGGACGAUCUACGAGUACCACCGAGUGGAGCUGGACACCAGCAGGAUCAGCAGCCUGUCAGCUGUGGAGUUCACCCCGCUGCCCACCUGCCUGCAGCACCAGAGCUGUGAAACGUGCCUGAGCUCGGAGCUGACCUUCAACUGCAGCUGGUGCCACGUCCUGCAGAGGUGCUCCAGUGGCUUUGACCGGUACCGGGAGGAGUGGCUGAGCUACGGCUGCGGCCAGUCGGAUGGACAGACCUGUGAGGAUCUGGCCGAGGGCGGGCACUACUCGGCGCCCCCGGGCAGCUCCGUGUCACCGCAGCCUGGCGCUGUCACCUCCCCCACGGCCUCGCUCUUCCUCGACAGCCUCACCACCGAAGAUGACACCAAGCUCAACCAGUUUGCAGGAGGAGAGGGGAGCGCCCUGCCCUCGCGGGGUGCCCCCAUCCCCACGGGCACCCUGGUGGGCAUCGUGGUGGCCGUGCUGGUGCUGGCUGGGGCCAUCCUGGCCGGGAUCUACAUCAGCGGCCACCCCACGUCCAGCGCCGCCCUCUUCUUCAUCGAGCGGAGGCCGCACCGCUGGCCCGCCAUGAAGUUCCGGAACCGCGGCAACCACGGCUCCUACGCCGAGGUGGAGGCGGCCAGCCAGGAGAAGGAGGGGUUUGUGGAGGCCGAGCAGUGCUGAGCGCUGCUCCCGGGGAUCCAUCCCGAGGGAUCCUGUCAAAACCUGAGGAAUCCAUCCUGAGGGAUCCCAAGGAAUCUUGAGGGAUCCAUCCCGAGGGAUCCAUCCCGAGGGAUCCUGUCAAAACCUGAGGAAUCCAUCCUGAGGAAUCCAUCCCGAGGAAUCCUGUCAAAACCUGAGGAAUCCAUCCUGAGGAAUCCCAAGGAAUCCAUCCCAAGGAAUCCCGAGGGAUCCAUCCCGAGGAAUCCUGUCAAAACCUGAGGAAUCCAUCCUGAGGAAUCCCAAGGGAUCCAUCCCAAGGAAUCCCGAGGGAUCCAUCCCAAGGAAUCCUGUCAAAACCUGAGGAAUCCAUCCCAAGGAAUCCAUCCCAAGGAAUCCUGACAAAUCCUGAGGAAUACAUCCUGAGGAAUCCUGACAAAUCCCAAGGAAUCCCAAGGAAUCUUGAGGGAUCCAUCCUAAGGAAUCCCGAGGGAUCCAUCCCAAGGAAUCCCGUCAAAACCUGAGGAAUCUAUUCCAAGGAAUCCCAAGGAGUCUUGAGGAAUCCAUCCUAAGGAAUCCUGACAAAUCAUGAGGAUUCCAUCCCGAGGAAUCCCAAGGAAUCCAUCCUGAGGAAUCCCAAGGGAUCCAUCCUGAGGAAUCCCAAGGGAUCCAUCCUGAGGAAUCCCGAGGGAUCCAUCCUGAGGAAUCCCGAGGAAUCCAUCCUGGCAAAUCCUGAGGAAUCCAUCCUGAGGAAUCCCAAGGAAUCAAUCCCGAGGAAUCCCAAGGAAUCCAUCCCAAGGAAUCCCAAGGAAUCCCGAGCCUCCCGUGUCCCAAAGUGCCAGGAUCCCUUAAUUAAUUUGCUAAAUUGCUAAUUGCGACCUUUGGCCCCGAAGGAGACAGAGAGAGGGGGGAAAUAAAUCUGAAAUUCCACCAGAA